AUGCUCCUUCGAUUACAGAAGUACAAUCUUCAUAUUAAGUACCUUCCUGGAUCACAGAUGUACAUUGCUGAUAUGCUAAGUAGAGCUUACCUACAAGCUGAUCACAGCCAACAUGAAAACAUCCCAGAGUAUCAGAUCUUUCAGCUCAGCCAGGAGCAAUUGUUGUUUCAAGAGAUUGCCAACAUCAAUCAAGUUGAUUACAUGUGUCCAUCAGAAGGCACCCAUCAGCAGAUCAAACAAUGCACAAUCACAGAUGCCACAUUGCAAAGUCUCAUGAACAUGAUUAUGACAGGUUGGCCGCUUACUAAAGAGGAAAUUCCAGUUUGUAUCCGCGAGUAUUGGAACUACAAAGAAGAGUUAACAGUUCAAGAAGGAGUCUUGUACAAACGAAUGAAAGUGAUUGUUCCUGCUUCUAGGAGACCUCAAAUGAUUGCAAGAGCUCAUUCCAGCCAUAAUGGGCCUGAUGCCUGUGUACGUCGAGCACGUGAUGUGUUAUUCUGGCCAAGCAUGGCAGACCAAAUAAAAGAUCAAGUGCAGAAUUGUGAAGUUUGCAACGACUUCUUAGCUAGACAACAAAAAGAACCGCUGAUGACCCACAAAAUUCCUGAAACCCCUUGGUCAAAGGUUGGACAAGAUCUCUUCACCCUCGGUGAUGAGAGCUAUUUAGUGACUGUUGAUUACUUCAGCGAUUACUUUGAGCUUGAUCUCCUAUCAGAUACUACCGCAGAAUCAGUGGUAAAUGCAACCAAACGCCACUUUGCACGUCACGGCAUUGCUGACAUGGUUACAGAUAAUGGCCGCAGUAUUCCAGUGCACAUUUUGCCAAGUUUACUCGUGAAUGGGAAUUUCAGCACACUUCAAAUUCACCAUUACAUAGCCAAAACAAUGGAAAAGCCGAGUCUUUUGUCAAAAUUGCAAAGAAUCUAG
This is a messenger RNA of Stylophora pistillata, 927 nucleotides long. RefSeq lists its product as uncharacterized. NCBI's taxonomy places the organism in Eukaryota, Metazoa, Cnidaria, Anthozoa, Scleractinia, Pocilloporidae. The record is from RefSeq and is a predicted model, not a curated record.